Molecule: messenger RNA, 1350 nt
Organism: Giardia duodenalis
Lineage: Eukaryota; Fornicata; Diplomonadida; Hexamitidae
Product: Protein disulfide isomerase PDI2
Exons: 1
Coding region: 1-1350 (449 amino acids)
Biological process (GO): response to endoplasmic reticulum stress; protein folding
Cellular component (GO): endoplasmic reticulum
Molecular function (GO): protein disulfide isomerase activity
Source: RefSeq, a predicted model, not a curated record
AUGGUUCUUGGACUUCUCUGUACACUUGCGCUCCUUGGCUCUGUGAGCGCAGAGGUCUUGGUUCUCACGCAAGACAACUUCAAGAGCGAGCUUGAGAAGCACAAGAACCUCUUUGUAAAGUUCUACGCUCCGUGGUGUGGACACUGCAAGCAGUUGGCUCCUACCUGGGAGGAGAUGUCUGGGGAAUUCUCUGUGAUGCCCGUGGCUGAGGUUGACUGCACUACGCACACGGAGAUCUGCGGGAAGUACGGCGUCAAUGGCUAUCCGACCAUCAAGCUCCUGCAGAGUAAUGGGGCAGUGAUGGACUACGACGGCCCCAGGGAGAAGCAGAGCAUGAUGCAGUGGGCCGAGGCGAUGCUCAAGCCCGCGCUUGUGGAGUACAACGAUAUCAAUGACAUCAAGGACAAAGCCUCGAAGACGUCGCAGCCCGACAUCUACUACGUCAUGGAAGGCCCUCAGCUCCUCGAUAAAUUUGAGGACUUCUUUACACCCAUGAAGGGAAAGCAUUUCUUUGGAUUCCUCAAAAGCGCGAAGGAGAAGCUCUAUGUGAUGCGCGAAGGUGUGAAGCUAGACUUCAAGGGCAAGUUCGACAAGGCCUCUGUCCAGGCCUUUCUGCAAGAUAACAGGUUCCCCUUCUUCCCUGAGCUCGGGCCUAGCAACUUCCAGGACCUUCUCAAGAGGCCUGGCCGUCUUCUGACUUUUCUCGCGAUUGAUCCCUCUGAGCAUGAAGACACGCGUAGCAAGCUCGCCAGCUUUGCACGUAAGCUCCAGACCGGUGUUGCAGAUUUGGAUUCUAAGUUUGUCAACGACUAUUACACAUUGACGUCCAUCGAUGGGGUGCAGUGGGCGCAGUUCAUGGAACAGUUUGAGAUCAAGAAGGAAGACUUGCCCCAGCUGGUCGUUUAUGACGUUCUUGCAGGCAGCAAGAAGUACUUCAAGGCAUCCAUUGGUGACUCAGUGGUUGAGGACGUCACGGCGUUCCUCCGCAAGCACAAGUCUGGGGCUGUCCCGCCUUCCUAUAUGGACAAGGAGGAGGCCAAGGCCGCCAAAAAGACGGCCCAGGGCGAGGAGUACACCCCAUCUGGAGGCAAUAUUGCUGACCGCAUCAUGGAGUACAUGAACACAAUGCUCAAUGAGAACUUCGCGCUCUUCGUCGCCAUGGUCCUUAUAGGGUCGGCCAUCGUCAUGAGCCUGGUCGUCGGGUGUUGCUGCACGGGCAAGAAGAAGAGAACUCCGAAGAAGAGCCCCCCGAAGACCGCCAAGAGGGACAGCGAGAGCACGGACCCGAAGCAGAGCCCCAAAAAGGCCUCUGCCGUCAACAAGCCUGCGCAGGAGAAGCGCAAGAAGUAA